AUGGGUCACUCCCAAGGCCACUCCCAAGGCCACUCCCAAAGCCACUCCCAAGGUCACUCCCAAAGCCACUUCCAAGGCCACUCCCAAGGCCAUUCCAAAGCCACUUCCAAGGCCACUCCCAAGGUCACUCCCAAAGCCACUUCCAAGGCCACUCCCAAGGUCACUCCCAAAGCCACUCCCAAGGUCACUCCCAAGGCCACUCCCAAAGCCAAUCCCAAAGCCACUCCCAAAGCCACUCCCAAGGCCACUCCCAAAGCCAAUCCCAAAGCCACUCCCAAGGCCACUCCCAAGGCCACUCCCAAAGCCACUCCCAAGGCCACUCCCAAAGCCAAUCCCAAAGCCACUCCCAAGGCCACUCCCAAAGCCAAUCCCAAAGCCACUCCCAAGGCCACUCCCAAAGCCAAUCCCAAAGCCACUCCCAAGGCCACUCCCAAAGCCAAUCCCAAAGCCACCCCCAAGGCCACUCCCAAGGCCACUCCCAAAGCCACUCCCAAAGCCACUCCAAGGCCACUCCAAGGCCACUCCCAAGGUCACUCCAAGGCCACUCCCAAAGCCACUCUCAAGGUCACUCCGAGGCCACUCCAAGGCCACUCCCAAGGUGUUCCAGAUAAGCAGGCAUCGGUCAUCUAUGCAGCUUUACCAGACACCUGA
This is a messenger RNA of Myotis daubentonii (Daubenton's bat), 651 nucleotides long. Its product is annotated as circumsporozoite protein-like. NCBI's taxonomy places the organism in Eukaryota, Metazoa, Chordata, Mammalia, Chiroptera, Vespertilionidae. The record is from RefSeq and is a predicted model, not a curated record. The transcript has 2 exons. Bases 1 to 651 code for a protein of 216 amino acids.